AUGAAAGCUCUUCCCGAAGUAGCAAACAUGUGGCCUGUCCAGCUCUUACCACGCCCCUCAGCUGCCAUAGACGUGGCAUCUGCAAAGGGCCUCGGAAGUCUUUCUGAAGCCACUGCAGGUCACGUUGCGAAGCGGCAAAAUAGCAGCAGCGGUUUGGAUUACAAUACGCCUCAUGCCAUGACUGGAGUUGAUCGCUUGCAUAGCGCUGGAAUCAAGGGUAAAGGAAUCAAGAUUGGUAUUUUGGAUACCGGCGUUGACUACCAUCAUCCUGCUCUCGGCGGUUGCUUCGGUCCCGGCUGCAAGAUCUCUUUUGGGUACGACUUGGUUGGUGAAAAUUACACUGGAUCCAACACUCCUGUACCCGAUGAUGAUCCUUUGGCCACCUGUGCCACUGGAGGUCACGGAACCCACGUCUCUGGCAUCAUUGGAAUGGAGGUUCCAGACGACUAUCCACGGUUUAAUGGGCUGGUUGGUGUUGCCCCUGAGGCGACUAUUGGGAUGUAUCGCGUCUUUGGCUGUACCGGUGGGGUAGGCUCCGAUGUCCUUGUUGCCGGUAUGGUGCGUGCUGCUAAUGAUGGCGUGGAUGUCAUCAGCAUUUCCAUAGGCGGGUUUUCACCCGUGGGAAAUUCCCCGCGCGAUCCUUAUCACACUCUCAUCCAAUCUCUCACUGACCGUGGGAUUGCCGUGGUGGUGGCUGCUGGUAAUGACGGCGCUACUAGCCCCUUUUCGAUCGAGGCCCCUGGGAAUAGUCCCGCCGCAAUUGCCGUUGGGUCGGUAGAGAACACUCACUUCCAGGUUUUUGAUUUGGUAGAUUCCAACGGGGAAGUCAUUCAUUAUGGAAGUGUAUUCCCAUUUCCUCUCAACAAGACCCUCCGGGCCAUCCUCGUCGGAGAUGGAAGUGAGCAGGGUGAUUUUGGUUGCAGAGCCCUCGACUUUGACGCUAUUCAGGGAAAUGUCACCGGAAGUAAGGAUGAUUACGUCGUUAUUGUAAAGCGUGGGCUUUGCGGAUUUGCCAUGAUCCAGACAAAUGCUGCUAAUACUGGAUUCCGCAAUGUUUUGACGUACCCGGACACCGAAGUUCUUGGCAAUCCUUUCCUUCUGGGCUAUGCCGCAACCACCCCCGCCACCGAUGGCAACGGUAUGCCCUUAAACUUGGGCACCACAACAAGCGACAAAAUCUACGUAGGAGCAAAGAACUCAACAGACUAUACCGUGAAGUUCAGUGAUGCCACUCCCAGUUUAGUGACGCAAACUUGGGGUGGACAGAUGAACAAUUUCAGCAGCGCGGGUCCGGUAUGGGAUUUCAGCUUCAAACCUCAAAUUGCCGCUCCUGGUGGCCAAAUUCUGUCAAGCUGGCCCCUUUCUGCUCAGGGAUGGGCUAUCGUUAGCGGCACUUCCAUGGCUACUCCGUAUCUUGCAGGGUGUUAUGCCUUAGUCAAAUCACAGCUCCCCGAGUUAUCAGUAACUGAAAUACUCACGCGCCUGCAAACAACCGCAAAGCCCCUGACUCGAGCUACGCGAAGCGACCUUUCUCCAACAGUACAUCAAGGUGCAGGAUUGGUCGAAGCUUACGAUGCGAUAUUCUUUCAGUCCUUCGCCUCUCCUGGUCAAUUCCAACUUGGACCUAAUGAGAUCCUUGCCAAGUCUCAACCCUACGUUACCAUAAGCAACCCUUCCAGCAAAGAUGUAGAGUAUACGCUCACACAUUCGUCCACUCCCGGCAUGGCACAUUUCCCGUAUCCAGACGUACCGAACAACCAGGGCUUUUAUAAUCUUGCUUAUCAGCGACUAGACUCGCUACCUUUUGCCGCAGCAGUCGAGUUUCCUGGAGGGUCUACCGUUACAGUUCCAGCGGGAGGUAGCCGAAAGGUUCCUCUCAAUAUCCAACCACCACAGGACCUUAACCCACUCACAAUUCCUAUAUACACUGGUUUUAUAUCUGUAUCGUCUACCCAGAACGAGCAGUUCUCCAUCCCAUAUAUGGGCGUUGGCUACAAUUAUUCAGCCGCUCCGACUUUAGGAACGGUGCCAGUGCCACGUAACAUAAAUGAUUUUGCGAAUUACUCGGCGUUGGGAGCUCCUCAGGUAUUCGACAAUACAAGCAACGGUAUCGGUAACUAUAUCAGGACCGAUCCCAGGUCGCUAGGCAUUCUCUAUUCUACCUUACAACCCGUAUACAUGUCACGAAUGGACCUGGUCCGCGCAGAGAUUGACUUCAAACCGACCUACUACGGCUUCGACCCGAGCGUGCCUGUGAACUACACCAAGACCGCGACGCCCACCAACAGCACCAUAGCCGGUGUAGAGAUUUUGGGCAACAUUGUCAUCGAUCUUGCUAACGCACCGUACCUAUCUUUGAUAGAGUCGUGGCCAGACCCUCCCCUAUACGACGCCGAUACAUCCUUGUACUCGAUCCCGAUGUUGAAGGGUGGCUACCGUCUCUUAAUUCAGCAAUUGAGAUAUGGAGGUGAUUUUGAUAAACGGGAGGAUUGGACAAGCUGGCUCAGUGGGGUGAUUGAUGUUCCGACAGAUAUCGCCUAA
This is a messenger RNA of Daldinia decipiens, 2541 nucleotides long. RefSeq names its product peptidase S8/S53 domain-containing protein. The record is from RefSeq and is a predicted model, not a curated record. Bases 1 to 2541 code for a protein of 846 amino acids. The transcript has 3 exons. Gene Ontology annotation, biological process: proteolysis. Gene Ontology annotation, cellular component: cell wall; membrane. Gene Ontology annotation, molecular function: serine-type endopeptidase activity. Lineage: Eukaryota; Fungi; Ascomycota; Sordariomycetes; Xylariales; Hypoxylaceae.